UUUCUCUGGGUCUUCCUUUCUAUAUAAACCUCUGCGUAUUCCCUUUUCGCAAGCGGUGGAGCUCCAAUCUGCGUCGCCGCAGUUCGCCUAGCAGCCGCCAUGGUGAAGUGCUUGAGGGAAUCCGAGAAUCCCACCAACUCCUCGAAAGCCAUGGGCCGUGGUCUCAGGGCUCACUUCAAGAACACCCGGGGUAGAGCUGUUGUAAUAGGGAAGCUGCCUCUUUUGAAAGCUAAAAGGUAUUUUGAUGAUGUGAUAGCUUACGAACAAGCAGUUUCCUCCACUAGGUAUUGCAGAGGCGUGGGUUGUACUGCUCUGGCUAAAAAUCAUCAUCCAAAUGGACUGCGGUGCUGGCCUGUAAAAUCUACCAGGUGACAGGUUUGGAUGUGGACACCCUAUACAUAUGUAACAUAUCCCACAUCCACGUGAAUCAGCCCAGAAGCAGAGGGGCCGAACAUGUAGGGCUCAUGGCAGAAUUAAUUCUUAUAUGUCAUCCCCCUGCCAUAUUGAAUUACCCUUGUCUGAGAAGGAAGAGCCUGUCAAGAAAGAUGUGACUUUUGACUCAUUUGCGAUUGCUUGCGAAUUUGUUGGAACUUUAGUACCAUCCUUUGGUGGGCUCAAUUGCCAGUUUUGUUGUAUCAUGCAUCUCAAAUGUAGUACAUAUCACUUGCUUCCUAAACAAUAAAUCUGUAAUGAAUUGAUUGUUCUGUUGUGUCUAAACCAAUGCAAAAUGCUGUAGCAUAUUUGUGUAACAUUGUUCGGUGAGUAUUCAGGCUCAUAGUUUUCAUUCAUAAAGUCUAAAGUUUAAUCAA
Molecule: messenger RNA, 809 nt
Organism: Dioscorea cayenensis subsp. rotundata (Guinea yam)
Lineage: Eukaryota; Viridiplantae; Streptophyta; Magnoliopsida; Dioscoreales; Dioscoreaceae
Product: 60S ribosomal protein L17-like
Exons: 6
Coding region: 100-372 (90 amino acids)
Biological process (GO): cytoplasmic translation
Cellular component (GO): ribosome; cytosolic large ribosomal subunit
Molecular function (GO): structural constituent of ribosome
Source: RefSeq, a predicted model, not a curated record